UCAUCACCAAUAUUUUUUAUAAUCCAUUUGGCGAAUUCUCCACCACCUCUUGGCAAACAUGUAGAAUCGUCUGCAUCCGACGGAAACCGAAAAAGAGACGCGUUCUACGUAAAAAAACAGAAACCGACAACCCUGCUCCCCGAACGAAAACGGAAGCAACAACAACCUGAGUUCAUCAGUCACGAUUUCGGUAUCACGGGGGAAAGGUGAAACGGGAGACGACAGGCCGAUUGAAUUUUCACGAUAUUCAGUAGCAACGCCAUGGAUUCUUCGAUUCUGUGGUGUGGUGAAAUGGUUUCUUCUGUUUCUCAAGAAGAUCCUGUACUGAAUGGUGAUCCUCGAGUUCUUCAGCAGUUAAUUAAAGUGGAGAGAAUAAAUGGGAAGAAUUUUAGACACAUCAAUACGCGGUGUUAUUUUAAAGAAGCUCAAGAGGAGGUUCAGCCGUUCAUGAGGAGGACGCUCACGAAGUGGAUGAUGGAGGUUUGUGAGGAACAAGGGACUGAAGACAUCAUCUUUCCUCUGGCUGUAUCUUAUGUGGAUAGAUUCCUUUCCUGUGUCAGGAUACGUAAGACACAACUCCAACUUCUAGGCGCUGUGUGCCUCCUAAUAGCAUCCAAAUUACGUCAGUGUAGAUCCCUGACAGUGGAUGCUCUCAUAUACUACACAGACUACUCGGUUACAACAAGAGAUAUUACAACAUGGGAGUUGUUGGUUUUAAGUAGCCUGAAAUGGGACAUGGCAUCUGUGAUCGCAAGUGAUUUCGUCGAUCCCUUAUUGAGUAGGCUGAAUGUUGAAAGGGAGGACGUUAUUCGGAGGCAUACGCAUACCUUCAUUGCCUUAUGCGCAACAGAGUACAAAUUCACUUCCUACUCAGCAUCUCUGUUAGCUUCAGCUUGUCUUGCAGUAGCUAUCAAUGGAAUAACUUGGUUACGAAAGCCUUGGGGAUCACUAUCUGCACUAUUAGAAAGUUUAACAGAGCUAAUGGAUAUAAAUAUUAAAUACUUACAAGCAUGUAUAACAGAUGUUGAAGAUUUGAUAACCACUAAUAUUGCACAGCUGAAACAAGUCAUGACAAAAAAUAUGGCAGCAAGCAAUAAGAUGAACUGUUCAAUGGCAGCAAAUGGAGUUCAAAAUCAACUAGAAGCACCCACCGAUGUGCAAGAUGUAAUAUUUUAAAAGAAAGGAGAAAGAAAAAAUCAUCUAUAUUUGUUUUCUAUUUCAAAUUCUACUUUUAAUGAAAUCAGUUUUAUAUAGUUACGUUUUAUUCAUAUUACAGAUUGCUGACAAUUGGGACUUUAUUAUUUUAAGCAAUGAAAAAUAUAAUUUUAUUACUGUGUCAAUUUUUUUCCUACUAUCAUAGUUUAUCAAUUCAUUUCUAAUACAAAUGAAUUUAUAAGUGAGACAAAGAUUUUUAAAAGAUAUUUAAUUUAAAUACUUGAAAUAAUUGACAUUAUUUAACAAAACAAAAUCAUGUAAUCUGUAGAUGAAGAGAAUGUAACUGAAUAUAAAUUUUUUUGACACCAAAGUUCAUGUUUAUUGUUGACCUAGAUCUUUCACAUUGUCAAUGAAUGUUAAUUUAUUAUUAUUUUACAAUUAUCACACUAACUAUUUGUGUUGCAUUUGCUUUUGUCUUUUAUAUUUUUAUUUUGAAUAUUUCUAGUCCUUUUUUUUUUCAGUUUGCAUCAUUUCAUUUAUUUAUUAGUUCGAGAUUAUUUAUAUGAAUUAUAAUGCAUUUUUAUAUUUGUAAUGAUAUGAAACACUCUGCAUUCCACAUA
Molecule: messenger RNA, 1775 nt
Organism: Argiope bruennichi
Lineage: Eukaryota; Metazoa; Arthropoda; Arachnida; Araneae; Araneidae
Product: G1/S-specific cyclin-D3-like
Exons: 5
Coding region: 262-1176 (304 amino acids)
Biological process (GO): positive regulation of G1/S transition of mitotic cell cycle; regulation of cyclin-dependent protein serine/threonine kinase activity; mitotic cell cycle phase transition
Cellular component (GO): nucleus; cytoplasm; cyclin-dependent protein kinase holoenzyme complex
Molecular function (GO): cyclin-dependent protein serine/threonine kinase regulator activity
Source: RefSeq, a predicted model, not a curated record